AUGCAAUUCCACUACGUGUCUCUGAUCGUUACUACAGCUCUUCUUCUAUCACUCGUCAAUAGUCAAGUUGCCAAUGAUACUGGAAAACAAUUACAAAAUAAAACAUGUCAUGUAUACUGGGAAUAUACCAAAGAUGCUUAUGAUGUCUAUUAUAUCGGCAAAAAAAUUGAAGGUGCACGUGCAAGCUCCUUUCAAGUAUUGAAGGAUGGUUACUCAAAGGAUUUUUCCGAUGUCUACUAUAUGGGUAAAAAACUAGCAGAUGCACGUGCAAGCUCUUUUCAACUGAUUGGCGAUGGUUAUUCGAAGGAUAUGUCUGAUGUUUACUAUGGUGACAAAAAACUAGAUGGUGUUCGGGCAAGUUCCUUUGUAUUGUUGAAAGAUGGAUAUUUCAAAGAUGCUUAUGAUGUUUAUUAUAUGCGUAAGCAAAUCGAUGGUGCACGCGCAAGUUCUUUUAAAUUCGUUGGCGAUGGUUACUGGAAGGAUGCUUAUGAUGUCUAUUAUAUGGGUAAAAGAUUAGAUGGUGUUCGAGCAGGCUCCUUUGAAUUGUUGAAAGAUGGUUAUUUCAAAGAUGCCUAUGAUGUUUAUUAUAUGCGAAACAAAAUAGAAGGCGCACGUGCAGGUUCUUUUCAAUUAAUUGGUAACGGUUAUUCUAAGGAUGCUUAUGAUGUCUAUCAUAUGGGUAAAAAGAUCAACGAUGCACGUGGAGGUUCUUUUCAAUUAAUUGAAAGUGGCUAUGCCAAAGAUUAUCGAAAUACCACCUGUGUUUAA
This is a messenger RNA of Adineta steineri, 768 nucleotides long. NCBI's taxonomy places the organism in Eukaryota, Metazoa, Rotifera, Eurotatoria, Adinetida, Adinetidae. The record is from the annotation of a GenBank genome assembly.